Molecule: messenger RNA, 3032 nt
Organism: Phycodurus eques (leafy seadragon)
Lineage: Eukaryota; Metazoa; Chordata; Actinopteri; Syngnathiformes; Syngnathidae
Gene: tyw2
Product: tRNA methyltransferase 12 homolog
Exons: 7
Coding region: 109-1299 (396 amino acids)
Biological process (GO): tRNA methylation
Cellular component (GO): cytoplasm
Molecular function (GO): tRNA methyltransferase activity
Source: RefSeq, a predicted model, not a curated record
ACAAGCACUGUGUCGCUGAAAAGCCCGCGUUGCUUGUGUUUACAAAUUUUCAUAUCGUCAUUCUUGGAGUUUAUUUUAGAAGUAAAUCUAUUGUAUUUUGUAUUUCAAAUGGAAACGGUGCCUUGCCUCCGCGUGUCUCGUUGCCGUGCUCAGCAACUCAGGCAACAGCUCCAACCCCUAGAUUUCCUAGAUCGAAGUUUAUGUAUAGUGAACGAGCCUGCUGGGACUGUCCUUCUGCCCAUUUUACCUUCAUCUUUACCACGACUGGAUGUGACGUUUCUAAAAGAAGUGGCAACGGUUUGGUGCGAGCCUUCUCUGCUGUCCAAGAAAGAGAGAGGCCAGAGGAGAGGUGACGAGCUCGAGAAUUUCCUCCAGGAGUUGGUGGAAGCUCAUGGAGAAAGUUGGACGAAGGAGUUGAGGGAGGAUCUGCCCCGCAGCUUCCAGCGGCAUGGAGAUUUAGUCCUGCUGGGGCACAACUGUUUCUCCCUGCCUCUAUGGAAGAAAAUGGAUCAACGGCUGUGGCGCGCGGUAGCCAAAGGCCUGGGAGCCAAACGACUGGCGAAGAUGAGUCGAAUAUCCAGCGACGGCUUCCGAUCUCCUCGAGUGACCGUGCUGCUGGGAGAGCGGAGCUGGGUCAAACAUGUGGACAAUGGCAUUACGUACGAGUUUGAUGUCACCAAAUGCAUGUUUUCUGCUGGAAAUAUUACAGAGAAGCUGCGAGUUGCUGCAUUCGACUGCCGGGGCGAGACAGUGGUUGAUUUAUAUGCAGGUAUAGGAUACUUCACACUUCCAUAUUUGGUCCACGCGAAUGCGGCACAUGUCCACGCCUGCGAGUGGAACCCACAUGCGGUCGAGGCUCUGCGUAAAAACCUACCGGCCAACGGAGUACAGGGCCGCUGCACAGUUCACCCAGGGGACAAUCGACAAGUCCAGCUGUGCAACGUUGCAGACCGGGUGAACCUGGGUCUCAUACCGAGCUCUGAGGACAGCUGGCCAGUCGCCUGCCGCCUGCUGAAGAAAACGACUGGCGGUGUUUUACACAUACAUCACAAUGUCACGUCACCGAACACCGCUGCCUCCCAAGAAAGGGAUGACGUGGACUACAGCGUAUCUGGGAAGAGAGCCGACAGAGAGGCGUGGCGGGCCUGGGCUGAUGAUGCCACGAACCGCAUCGCGUGUCUCUUGAAAGAACUCACCGCUACCGUGUGGCGAACCAACAUCCAACACAUUGAGCAUGUGAAGUCAUAUGCGCCUCGUGUACAUCAUGUUGUGCUGGACUUGGAGUGCAGACCGGCCUGAAUGGAGAUAAAAAAUGGGGGGGACUAUUCCUUCGAUUCAGUGUCAUUCAAGAGACGGACGGUUAAGAGUUUUACUUGAGCUGACUUUAUUAUCGAACAGCACUAGAAAAUGGCAAAUUCACUGGGGCACCAUAUAGUGGAUAGGGAGUGAUUCUGAUCACAGCCUCAGUGUUUCUUCGCUCUAAUUCCCCAAAUCUACAUGUGGGUAUUCAAAAAUACAACACGCUUGUUGUUGUUUUUUUUCUUUCCUAUUUUUAUGUAUUGGGGUGGACAGGUUAGCCUGUGUGCCUCACAGUUCUGAAGUUCAGGGUUUAAAUCUCAGCUCCAGCCUUCAUUCACUCAUGAGCGAAAAUAUUGGCGGGGGUAUUUUUCUGCGAGCAAAUGUAUCUAAAAAUAGCAAAUUAUGAUGGUCACUCCAGUAGGGUGGUAAAUCAAACCUAAAAACAGAAAUAAUAUUGGUGAACUGAGAUGACAAAUGGGGAAGGUCAAUCUACUGCCUAGGGUAUGACCUGAUUUAUGCCUUAUGACCUUGCAGUCGACAUAUUUAAACUGACACUCCUGGCAGACUUAAAACUAGUUUGUACACUCUCAACCCCAUCCAUCCAUUUUUUGGAGCCUAUACAAGCUAACUGUGAGAGGUGGGGUAAUCACACUCACAUUCAUACAAUUUAGUCUUCAACGGACCUAAUGCAUGUUUUUGGAAUCUGGAAGGAAGCCGGAGUACCUGGAGAAAUCCCACACAAACGCAGAGGUAACAUGCAAACGUCACACAGGAAAGCCCGAGUCGGGAGCUGAACCCAAAACUUCAGCAAUCUGAGGCAGACGUGUUAACCACAAGAUCGCCGUGCUGCCUCCCGCAAUUUAUUAGCAGUAAAUGCGAUGGUCGUAGAAAAGUGAGCAACAUUUACAUACAUUUUAAAGGGGGGGAACGAUCAUUCUGUCCAUCCUACAUGGGUCAAUUUUGAUGCAGUCCUCAACUUCAUCGUCAUAAAUCAAAGUGAAAUGUGAUAGUUGGCAAAGGUACUCACACUCUGUGCUUUAUCUCAAUAGAGUUACAGAUCUGCAAAGGUCGAUAAGUUGUCAAUGUUCAAGUUUGACAAAGCCCAGCUGUCUUCCUUCAAAUGUAGGAAAUAAAAGUGAAGUCACAAAAAAUAUAGUAAAAUAUAGAUACCUGAAAAAUCCACUUAAGUACAAACUACAAAUAAUUAUUUAAAGGCAACUUUCAAGCCACUCAAGGUCACCGUACAAACACGAUUUUUUUUUUUUUAAGUUUGCAAUAACAAUAACAGCAUAAACCAAUUAAAAUGGCAAAUGUUAAAGUGAGUAGGCAGUUCGGAAUAGUGGAAAGUUUUUUUAUUUAUUUUUAUUUUUUUUUACACUGUACAUGAAUAAGCUAUGUAAUUGCUUAUCUCCUCAGUGUUGCACUGUGAAAUGUCAUUGACUGAAAUGAACUUACAAAGUACACUCAGGUACUUGUAAUUAUGUAUUAUGCAGAGAUUCUCAAAAAUGUGGUGUGUGUGUACUGUUAACAGUACAUGUGGUUCCUCUAGUGCUACGUGCUAAAGAAACGCUGCCAACGUACAAUUCAGUUGUAUUUAACUUUUAAGCACAAUACUUUUGCAUUUAAUAACACCUGUUUGUUUUGAAACUCUAAUUUCAAUACAAGUUUUAUUUUUUUUAUAUGCAGUACAUUUUAAAUGAAUUUAAGCGCCAACACUGCCUAAUGUUACAUUG